Rubroshorea leprosula is the source of this 2294-nucleotide messenger RNA. The record is from the annotation of a GenBank genome assembly. Lineage: Eukaryota; Viridiplantae; Streptophyta; Magnoliopsida; Malvales; Dipterocarpaceae.
ACUACCUUCCACCCAAUCCAAUAAUUUCUACCUAACACGUUAACUUUGAAGGAGAAAUUUGUGCCGCUCCAAGCCGCUAAUUCAGCUCUCAUUUUAGCUGUUGCUACGGUUGUCUUGCGGCUUUUACACCACAGCUCCAACAGACAAACAGAUCAGAGUUGCAAAACAAAAUAGCCGGGGACGGAAGGUAACGUGAUUCUCUAGCAAAAUGGCGGAUGCACUUGUUUCUGCAGUCUUAGAGAAGCUAACAACAAUCAUCUUGGAGGAAGCAAGGCAAAAGGCGAGACUAAUAGAGGGUGCACAGGAGGAAAUUGACAAGAUUAGAAGCAAUCUCGAGUCUGUCCAUGCUCUCCUUGAUGAUGCAGAGGAAAGGGAGACAAGGGACAAAAGUAUCAAACUUUGGUUACAUCGGCUUAAAGAAGCAUCUAUUGACAUGGAGGACGUGUUGGAUGAGUGGAAUACUGCACUUUUGAAGUGGAAAAUGAAUAAAGCUCAAAAUUCUGUGUCUGUCCUCCAGAAAAAGGUGUGUCAUUUUAUCUCUUGUUUUUGCUCUCGACCAGUUGUUAAGCUCCAUGGUGUUGCUGUUCAAAUAAAAAAAAUCAAUGGAAGAUUAGAUGAGAUUGCUAAACAGAAAGAUAGGUAUAGUUUUGUGUCAAGGGAAAUUAGACAGCCUCAAAUUCAACCAGAAAGAGAAACCACGUCUUUCACUGAUGGUUCUGUCAUCUAUGGACGAGAUGAGGGAUGGGAGGUAUUGGCAAGACAGCUCUUGCACAAAUCCUCUACAAUGAUGAUCAAAUUAAGGCACACUUUGACAAGAGGGUUUGGCCGUGUCUCUGAUCUCUUUGAUGAGGCCAGAGUUGCAAGAGCAAUCAUCAUUGAACUUGAAGGUCAGGCUCAUAGUUCGGUGUUUCUCUUAAACUCACUACCACUUCAGAGCCUCUUAAAAAGAAUUUGUGAUUCCUUAGGAGGAAAGAAAUUCUUUCUGGUUUUAGAUGAUGUGUGGACAGAGGACGAUGAAAGUUGGGAUUCACUGAAACAAAGUUUUAAACAUGGAGCUCCUGGAAGUAGGAUUUUGGUGACCACUCGCAAGGACACAGUUGUAGAGAUAAUGGAAUCCUCCCAUGUUUUCCGUCUGGAAGAGCUGUCUCAAGAGGUGUGUUGGUCCAUACUUAGCCAAAUAGCAUUAAUCAAUAGGGACAAGAAACAAUGUUCAGAUUUGAAUGACAUUGGGUGGAAGAUUGCCAAGAAGUGUAAAGGACUGCCACUUGCUGCAAAGACCUUAGGGAGUUUGUUGCGAUAUAAGAGAACAAGAGAAGAGUGGAAAGAUGUUCUAGACAAUGAAAUAUGGGCAUCAGAAAUGAUACAGAAAGAUAUCUUUGCACCUCUUUUGUUGAGUUAUUAUGAUUUACCCUCAGUAAUAAGACAAUGCUUUUUGUAUUCCGCUAUCUUUCCAAAGGAUUUUGAAAUAUGGAGGUAUCUUGUAAUCCAACAUUGGAUGGCUCAAGGUUAUCUGAAUUCUAGUGCCAAUGCAUUGAUGGAAUUAGUAGGCAGAGAGUAUUUUGAUUAUUUGACAGCUCGCUGCUUCUUCCAAGAUUUUGGAAAACUUGAAGAUGGUUGCCGUCGUCUUGAAGAACUACCGGCUGGGAUUGGGAAAUUGAUCAACUUGAGGUUUUUCCGUGCCGCAGGUUGCUUUGAUCUAACUUGGUACCCAAAAUCAAUGGGGGGAUUAGCUUCUCUCAGGGAGUUGGUUGAGGUUAACAUCAGGGUUGAUCACAAUGAUCCUAAAGAAUUUUGUAUUGGUGAUCUAGAAAAAUUGCGCCACCUUCGUCGGCUUUGGGUGAAGUUCGUUGGAUAUACCAUAGAUGCAGAUGAGGUUAGGAGAGCAAGACUUCAUGAGAAGAUCCAUUUGCAAGAGAUGAAGAUUGAUUUGGAUCAAAACAUGGACGAAGCUUGUGCAGUUGAAACCUUAAACCCACCUCCCAACCUAAAUGUUCAGUUUUGGACUAGCUACACCGACUGGUAUUACUAGCUAGUCCAAGAAGGGAUGUGAAUUUUAUCAAGCAACAAGGAGACACUUACAUUGAUCAUGAUGAAUAAUUGGGAUUGUCUUUCGUGGUCUGUAAUUGAUGCUUAUUCUCUUUACUUUCUUCAUGUUGGUUCACGUUUGGAUCCUGUUUGUUUUCGUGUUGGUUUUAUGUUCUAUUUGCCUUUUUUUUCUUGUUGGUUCAUAUUUGGAUUCCAUCAUGUGGGGUUGAUUCUGUCCGGUAAAGUGUUAAUAAAAAAAUUUUAAUUAA